Messenger RNA from Angiostrongylus costaricensis, 261 nucleotides. The record is from the annotation of a GenBank genome assembly. Lineage: Eukaryota; Metazoa; Nematoda; Chromadorea; Rhabditida; Metastrongylidae.
CACAUGGUCUUUGGUUCGAUCCCACGCCGUGAAGAACUGUUGUACUCACAGGAAUGUGCGUAUUGCAAGGGCGUCGGUAGGCCUUUUGUUGGCCACACUAAGACAGCAUGCCCUGUGCUUUUUGCGUUGAGACCCUGCUCACUGUGUGGUAUUUCUCCAUCUCACUUUAGAAUUUGUAGGGGUUUUGUAUUUAUAUGGGACUCAUACACGUUCAAGCAUAGUUUGGCCAUUCAACUUCUACCGGAGAUAUUUCAUCCGUAA